AUGCAUCCCGUGCGUUACCCUCCAGUCGAAGACAUUCCUUACAAGCCUGCUGUUCAUAAGCUCUGGGAGAAUGCGAUCUUCGAGAACAGCAUCGGCGAGGGCGUUCGCGCUGUACGCGUCAAUCUCGUGACUUAUGGUGAUGAUACGCCUAUCGAUGAGCUCAAGAGUCAGAUCAGCAAAUACGUCGAGCUUAUCAAGCCUUUCGACUGGGUUCUCCAGCUGUACACCAAGAUGGAGCGCAUCGUAGAACUGGAAGAUUUCUUGCCCACUCUCGACGUGCGCGUUGUUUUGAUCACCAUGGUGAUCCAAGUCUUCCAAAGACAACGGGUCCUGUGA
Fusarium musae is the source of this 336-nucleotide messenger RNA. RefSeq lists its product as uncharacterized. Lineage: Eukaryota; Fungi; Ascomycota; Sordariomycetes; Hypocreales; Nectriaceae. The record is from RefSeq and is a predicted model, not a curated record. The transcript is spliced from 2 exons. The coding region runs from base 1 to 336 and encodes 111 amino acids.